Cladocopium goreaui is the source of this 618-nucleotide messenger RNA. Lineage: Eukaryota; Dinophyceae; Suessiales; Symbiodiniaceae. The record is from the annotation of a GenBank genome assembly.
AUGACCACCAAGAUGCUUCAGAAGGUUUGCUCCUAUCGAUUGGGUUUGGUGGCUGGCCUACUUUCUCGAAUUCGCGGCAAGGAAGUGGCAUUGCUGAUCACUGAACAUGAGGAACUUGAUCCUUCAACCUCUGAGGCCAUCAUUGAUCUCAUGGACCAGCGUGCUGUAGACAUGCGAAAACAAGGUGCCAGAGUACGUCUUGUGGAUGAGCAAGCAAAGUCCUUGCGAGCGAAGUUGACGAUGCUCUUCAACUCUUUGCCCAGCCAUCAGAAGCAUGAGUACCAUCAGCUGUCUGAACAAAUGGAUGGCGAUCCUGGGGUCACCAGACCAACCAAAGUGGCGAUCGGUGUCAAGACUUGGGGCCACAAUCACCAUAUGGUUUCAAUGGCAAGGCAUGGGGUCAGUGCCAGUGCUUCUGGCAGCGGUAGCCUAUGUCAGAUUCGAUCUUUGGGCUUUCAAGAAACCAAAGACUGCAAGGAGAUCAGCUCACAGUUUGUGAGAUGCAAAAAGCAUCAAAGUCAUCAAACAAAAGAUCAAGCAAUUCAGGCCUUUGCAGAACAUAGAGUAUCAAAUGAUUACAAUGCCUAUUGGGAUGGACAAGAUGAACCUAACAUUUGA